GAUAGACCGCAUUUGAGUGGACUUUAUAAUAUUGACUAGAAUUUUUCGAAGUUCAGUUAGUCGCAAAGCGCUGCGUGGAGAACUCUCACGCCGAUUCUAUAUAUAACACUGUUGUUAAAUAAGUUCUUAGUAACACAAUGUUUAGCUCAUCCGUUGCCGGUGUCAGACUGACGCUCGUUGCGUCAAAAAAUAAAUUUCUUUUGUCGGAAAUCUCAAAACGUGCCGCCCAUAAGCUAAGUACCGAGGACAUUAUCAAACGCGAGGAAAAGUAUGGUGCUCAUAACUACCACCCUAUCCCUGCGGCCAUAUGCAAAGGUGAAGGUGUUCACGUGUGGGAUGUUGAAGGAAAACAUUAUUUUGAUUUCCUAAGCGCCUACUCGGCCGUGAAUCAAGGUCACUGUCAUCCAAAAAUUGUUGACGCUUUGGUACAACAAGCAAAAACCUUGCCACUAAUAUCCAGAGCAUUCUACAAUGACGUUCUUGGAGAGUUUGAGGAACUCGCCUGCAAAAUGUUUGGAUAUGAUAAAAUGCUUGCCAUGAAUUCAGGCGUAGAAGCCGCGGAAACUGCAUGCAAAUUGGCAAGAAAAUGGGCCUACAUGGUCAAAAAGGUUCCAGAUAACCAAGCUAAAAUUAUUUUCGCUGACGGAAAUUUCUGGGGUAGAACGUUGGCCGCUAUAUCAGCUUCAGAUGACCCAGAGAGGUACGAAGGAUUUGGGCCGUUCAUGCCCGGAUUCGAGCGUAUUCCUUACAAUAAUAUUGGAGCACUUGAGAAAGCUCUACAGGAUCCUCACGUGUGUGCAUUCAUGGUGGAACCAAUUCAGGGAGAAGCUGGUAUAUAUGUACCAGAUGAAGGGUACCUUAAGAAAGUAAGAGAACUUUGUACAAAGAACAAUGUUCUGUUCAUUGCUGACGAAAUUCAAACAGGUCUUUGUCGAACAGGCAAAAUGCUGGCAUGCGAUUACGAAAAUGUUAGACCAGACAUCCUGAUUUUAGGCAAAGCUCUAUCUGGAGGAUUAUAUCCCGUAUCAGCAGCAUUAGCUGACGAUAAAAUUAUGUUAUGCAUCAGACCAGGUGAACAUGGUUCUACUUAUGGUGGCAAUCCCUUGGCGGCACGUGUUGGUAUCGCUUCUCUGAAUGUUCUGGUUGAGGAAAAAUUAGCUGACAAUGCCGCUAAAAUGGGUGAACUUCUUAGAUCCGAAUUGAGGAAGUUGCCAAGCGAUAUUAUUUCCACAGUACGAGGAAAAGGACUGCUAAAUGCUAUUGUUGUCACAUCGAAAUUCGAUGCUUGGGAUAUUUGCUUAAGACUAAAGGACAAUGGGUUGCUGGCCAAGCCCACUCAUGGAGAUAUCAUUCGCCUUGGUCCGCCGCUAGUUAUAAAUAAGGAACAGAUCCUGGAAUGCGUUGAAAUUAUCAAAAAGACAAUUAACAGCUUGAAAUAAAUCAAUCCGUAAUUAGACUGGUUAAAUAAAACUUUAAUAAAUAAGAUAUCUACCUGAA
Hermetia illucens (black soldier fly) is the source of this 1497-nucleotide messenger RNA. It is a transcript of the gene Oat, whose product is annotated as ornithine aminotransferase, mitochondrial. Gene Ontology annotation, cellular component: cytoplasm. The record is from RefSeq and is a predicted model, not a curated record. Lineage: Eukaryota; Metazoa; Arthropoda; Insecta; Diptera; Stratiomyidae. Bases 138 to 1439 code for a protein of 433 amino acids. The transcript has 6 exons. Gene Ontology annotation, molecular function: pyridoxal phosphate binding; identical protein binding; L-ornithine transaminase activity.